Elgaria multicarinata webbii is the source of this 969-nucleotide messenger RNA. Its product is annotated as olfactory receptor 14A16-like. The transcript has a single exon. The coding region runs from base 1 to 969 and encodes 322 amino acids. Gene Ontology annotation, biological process: G protein-coupled receptor signaling pathway. Gene Ontology annotation, cellular component: membrane. Gene Ontology annotation, molecular function: olfactory receptor activity; odorant binding; G protein-coupled receptor activity. NCBI's taxonomy places the organism in Eukaryota, Metazoa, Chordata, Lepidosauria, Squamata, Anguidae. The record is from RefSeq and is a predicted model, not a curated record.
AUGCUUUUAAAGGAGCAACGUCUAUUGAAUGAAUCCUCUCUGUCAGAAUUUCUUCUCCUGGAAUUCUCAGAUGUUCGAGAACUGCAGAUUCUGCAUUUCUUUGCAUUUCUGGUUUUCUACCUGGCAGCAGUGGCAGGAAAUGUCCUCAUCAUCUCUGCAGUUGCCUCUGAUUACCACUUACACACCCCCAUGUACUUCUUUCUGAUGAACUUGGCCAUCCUGGAUGUGGGCCAAGUUUCAGUCAUUUACCCCAAAUCUAUGACCAAUGCUCUCUUAAAUACCAGACACAUUUCUUACUCUGGAUGUGUGGCUCAAGUCCUCCUGUUUCUCUUCUUUAUCAUAUCCGAUUACUUUCUUCUCACAGUCAUGGCAUACGAUCGGUAUGUUGCCAUUUGCAAUCCAUUACAUUAUUCGAUGUUAAUGAAUAAGCAAGCAUGCAUUCAAAUGGUCACUAUUGUAUGGACAAGCAGCAUUCUCUGUGCUAUGUUACACACCGGAGGCACCUUUGCACCCGCAUUAUGCUCCAAUGUUAUCGAUCAGUUUUUCUGUGAAAUCCCACAGUUAAUUAAUCAUGCCUGCUCUGAUUUGUACCUGAUCGAAAUGGGAGUUAUUUUCUUCAAUAGCAUCAUUGGAUUGGGCUGUUUUAUUUUCAUUGUGGUGACUUAUGUGCACAUCUUCACUGCAGUGCUGAGAAUCCCUUCUGUGCAGGGAAGGCAAAAAGCUUUCUCCACUUGCCUUCCCCAUCUCAUUGUUUUCUCCAUAUUUGUAUUUACUGGAUAUUUUGCUUAUCUGAAGCCCACCUUUAAUUCUGCUUCAAAACUGGAUUUGGCAUUUACUCUGAUAUAUACCACGGUCCCUCCUUUGAUGAAUCCUUUAAUCUACAGCAUGAGGAACAAAGAGAUAAAACAUGCUUUAUCAAAGCUAUUGGAUUUGAGUUACUCUUCUAGGAAUACCUGGUCCAGUCUUUGA